GGGGUUUGAGUGUUUGACCACUGCUUCUUUCUACUCCAUUUCUAUCAACCUUUUUCUCUCUCAAAACAAAAAAAAAAAAAAGAAAAUCAAUCUGCCGUUUCACAUUUGACUCUCCUCUCUCUCUCUUUCUUUAGGGUUUCUUAGCUCAUCGAAACGUUAAACCUUACAAUACUUCAAACAUCAAUCAAUACAAUUUGCUGGAGCUCGCAAUUUUUCAAGGAGUGUAUUAACAACAAAGAUGGGUUGUUUCACAGUAUCAAAAAGUAAGAAGAAGAAGUCUGAACAGAGUAUUCAUAUUAAACGUGUGAAUCCUCAAGAACAUUCUCCUACUGCAUUGCCCGAGCCUCAGGUGCAGACACGGUCGUUGCAGUCGGCACCUCCAAGUUUUAGAACUAGAGUAAAACCUGUACAGUCAAAUAAUAGAGUUACGAGCAGUAGGGCACGGGCACUCUCUGCUCCGUCUAGCCUGGACACCGCAGAACAAGAUGCGCUAGCAUCAAAUGAAUGUGAGGAACAUGAUGAGUUCAGGAGUCGUAUUGGUUCAAUCAAGGAAUACCAAUCACCAAGUCCUCAGCCUCUUCCUCUUCCAUCUCCACAGAGUGCUGCUGCCACUCUCAAGACUAUGGGAAGCUUUAAAGUUGGUAAUGCCAGCGGUCCUUUAAAUGCCUCUGGACCCCUGCCACUGCCUCCUAUACUGCCUUCAACAUUGCCUUCUACUGGAGCACUCAGGAACUUCUCAUUUGAAGAACUUGCUGCUGCCUGCCACCGCUUCUCUCCUGAGCGAUGUAUGUCAGAAGGUCUCUCUUCUGUUAUUUACAGAGCUUCUUUUGGAGAUGAUGCCACUGGUGCAAAGAAGCUUGAAGCCACUGUAACCCGGCUUCAUCCUUCUUCGCAGGGGUUGAAGGAGUUUGUGACUGAGGUGAAUACACUAGCUUCUUUGCAACAUCCAUCACUUUGUAAACUGAUUGGUUUCCAUGCACGGGAAGGUUCUGAGCACAGAAUGUUGGUUUAUGAAAGGCUUUUUCAUGGAAGCUUAGACCGGCUUUUAUUUGGGAGGUCGGAUGGUCCCCCAAUAGACUGGAAUGCUCGAACAAAAAUUGCUUUUUGUGCUGCUCAAGGUCUUACAUUCCUGCAUGAGGAAGGACCUUUUCAGGCAAUGUUCCAUGAAUUUUCCACUGCAAAUAUACAAAUUGAUAAGGAUUGCAGUGCAAAGCUCUCGGGAUAUGGAUGCAUUACUCAUAUACAAGAGACAGACAUAUCAUGCAGUUCAACUGCCCUGGCAAAUCUCUCUGAGGAGACUCUGGAGCGAGGAUUGGUAACUCCAAAGAGUAAUGUUUGGAGUUUUGGGAUUGUUCUUCUUGAGCUGCUGACUGGCCGGAAGAAUUUAGGCAGUCGGCAUCCAAAGGAAGAGAGGAAUUUAGUGAAGUGGAGCAAGCUUUUUCUAGCUGAUGACAGUAGAUUAUCGCUAAUCAUGGACCCUCGGUUAAAAGGUCGGUUCCCUGCCAAAGCAGCAAGAACUGUGGCUGAUAUUGCUCAAAGAUGUCUGCAAAAGGAUCCAUCUGAAAGGCCCACCAUGAGAACUGUAGUGGAGCAACUCAAGACUGUACAAGUGAUGAAGUACCCUUCUCGGUUUCCUCUUCAAGAGCCAAGGGCAGUUGGUGUAAAACACAUGUCAAAGUCUCCAAGCCUAAAUGGAAUUAUUACCCCAACAUCAAGAUUGAGCUUCUCCCCUUCACCGCCAACCCACCCUAUAUCUAUUUCUCCGACAAGGACAGCUGCUCCACUGCUGUCUCUACCUUCAUGUUCCUCCAUCCUCUCUAUGGAGGACUUUGAUCGAUUGGAAAAUCGAAGGCCAUCAUCUUCAUCUGUUCGGAGGUCUAGUGUCGAAGGAUUUUGAUCGAUUGUAGAGCACUUUUUUCUUCAAAUUGCUUUUUCUUUUUUGGGCCCUUCCCUUUUGACACUUUUUUCUUCAAAUUGCUUUUUCUUUUUUCGGCCCUUCCCUUUUGACAAGUGAUUACAUGAAAAGAUAUAGAAGAUAAGCACAUGGUUUUCCACCUUCCCCUUCCUCAUGGGAGAAGAUGUGGGGAAUGCCAUUUUGUAAAUAUGGUAUCCAUUUGGUUUGAGUAGUGUUCCCUAGAUCCCGAGGGCGAUAUUAAUAUUGCUUUUAUUGUUUGCAUCUAACCGCCACUGCCUGGAAAAGAAAAGGAAAAAGGGAAGAGAAAGAAAAGAUGAUGGAAAAAUCCAGCUUGGUGCUAUACAAGAAUGUAACUUGCCUUAGAAGGGUAUCUUAAAGAGUAAUUGUUGUUUUUGUACUGUAAAAGAAGGUAAUUUGGAUAAUAAGGUAUCUCAAAAAGAGUAUUUCACUAGAAUUUUGUGAUAGGCAUAAAAAGAGAUGUUAUCUGCUUGACAGCAAUGAGGCUGGUGCAAGCUUGCUACUGCUAAAUCUUUUGAAGGGGAGUAUUAACAGAAUUGUUAAAGUUGUUGUUA
Molecule: messenger RNA, 2487 nt
Organism: Solanum pennellii
Lineage: Eukaryota; Viridiplantae; Streptophyta; Magnoliopsida; Solanales; Solanaceae
Product: probable serine/threonine-protein kinase PBL11
Exons: 5
Coding region: 239-1897 (552 amino acids)
Biological process (GO): protein phosphorylation
Molecular function (GO): ATP binding; protein kinase activity
Source: RefSeq, a predicted model, not a curated record